AUGUGGCUGAAGAGUUUAUUUUUAUUAUGCUGCACAGUUGCGCUUGCACUGUCUGAAGAUGCUAAACACACACCAGAGUACGUUAGCAUAAGGUCUACGCCCGAAGCUGUUCGAGUCGCUCCGAGUUCAGACUUCGUAACCUCCCACAAGCUGCCGGAAGGUAUCCCCUACCCGUCAGACGACGCCGAGGACCCCUCUGACGCCCCCACCCGCGCCCAACAAAAGCAAGAAGUGAUCCAGCGUAUCCAAAAAUUGGACUCCAAACUCCAGCCCCUCAAGCCUGUCUCUCAGAGCCUGGACCCACUGAACCCCCUGAACUCUCCGAACGACUCCACCAACACAAACUCGAAGCGUCAAGCUCGAGUCCAACUAGAAACCUUCAGCUCUACCGGUUUUAUCCCCGAAGAAUCCCUCAAACUCAGCUCUGGCUUUCGAAGACACGACCAAGACUUCGACGAAGAGGAUGAAGAACCCCUGAAAACCGCUCACAAGUACCGACCAAACCCCCGCGAUGAUGAUCACCUCUCAGGAGUUCAAGUCAGCGCUGAGUAUCCCACCACAAUGCGCCCAAUACUAACCACAGAGCGUCAACAAUACUCAAGGGCAUCCUUCGACUUCGUCCCAGUGAACAUAAUCAGGGAGGACAGCAAGGACAACUGGACCCCCUUCGCCAACCGCAACUUCGAUGACCUUGGUGAUGUGAGUUUAGUGCCAGCAGGAUCAAACUCGCGGAUACAAAUCAAGAAGGGACCAAAUGGAAAAGAUUACGAGUACGAGUACGUUUACUAUUAUUACGACGAGGAGGAGGAGGGUAAGGCAGGGGCUGCGAGCAGCAACCAGGAGGGCAUAAGAACGACCCCAUCAUCGUCACCAUCAUCUCGAAGGAGUGGAUCAUCCGGUAGAAGUAAAUACAGUUCCGUUGAUCGUUCGACAACUGCCGAACCUGUCAGCAAUGAAGUUCUGCCUAACAGGGUUGGCAACAGGGGGAGGAAUCUGGAGAAUGAGGAGGUGAACGAAGAGAGACUACCGACAAAUACGAGGUUUCCUCCAAGAUCGAGGUCCAAUCAUAAUACUGGGACGACUGAACCAAGUAGAAAUAGGGGGAAUAGGCCUAGACCGAAUUUGGAUCUGGUGGAUUCUAGUAGCUUUAGAACUCAUCAGGAGGGACCUGAGUUCCCGCAGACUCUGCCGAAGGGACCUGUCAGGUUCUUGGGAGUCACUCCUAAUGAGAGUGGCGAUGGCGGAAGGACGAGAGGCAGACCGCACAGGGUGCAGGAACCUGCGCCGGUUGCGGAGAGGGAAGAGGAGGACAGAAAAAGACCUGCUGCUGAACCUGCGCUUGAAGUAGAAUUGAAUCGUGGCCAGCCAUCGCGACCGCCACCUGCAGAAGAUGAGGAAACCUCCACCUUCUCAGCCCUCAGAGAAGACAAACUCGGUGAGGAGAAAAUCCUCGAGACCACAACAUUAGACACUCCUACAACUGAAUAUCCAUCAGCCAUGGACAAAGUCGCCCUCGACCUCUACGCAUUCCUCCAGCAGGGUCAGAGUAACCUGGUGGACAGUGCAACUGAUGCUGAAGACUCCAACGAGAACACGACUCUAGUGGAUGACGACUCGACUACAAAUCUUCCCACGACAACUGAUGGAAAUCCAACGACUAUUGAAGCAAUAACCACCACUGAGGCCACUACCACCUCAACAACUACAACAACGACAACUACGGAGGCCCCAACAACUCCAGUAUUACCUGGAAGGGGAAAAUUCCGGAGACCUGGGGUACCUGGUGGUGCUGGCAAUCGGAAUAGAUUCAAAUCCAGUGGCUCCUCAACAACAACAGAGAAUCCCUCCCCAGCCGAGCCAACUCAAAGAAGAAAUCGAUUCGGAGCUAACUCCGGAGGCUUCAAGCGCCCCAGACCGGGUUCAAAGGCCCCAGCACAGGAGGAAGAAGUCCGAAAGGAUUCAGCAAGCUCCGUAAACGCAGAGAAACCUGCAAAUGGAAGGAAUAGGUACCGAGGAAAUGGCUCGAAGCCCGCGGUGUCCACAACACCUGCCCCGGCAACACCGUCAUCAUCAUCAUCGUCGUCGUCGUCAGGAGUUCCUCGUCCAACUUUCAACAAAAUUAACCUGAAUCGACGAAGAGGAAGGCCCACGACUCCACCUCCAAGUGCUAAUGAGGAGAAUCAGGAGGCAGGUGAGACUGGUGGCACUGAGGGGAGCUCAGAAGCAUCGACAACGACCAAAUCACCAUUGAGACCUAGACUUCCUGGUGUUGGACCGAGGCCUGUCAGACCUGGUGCUAAAAUCAAUCUGAGAAGACCUGGACAGCCAACUACGACCACGGCAACUCCUGAAGUGCAGGAGGGCACGCUGGACGAGCCUGCUGGAGAGGGAACUGAGGAGGAAACUCAUGAGACACCAGCAGAGACGGUUCCCCCAACGAAGCACACAACCCUGAACCCACUGAAUAAACUUCGCAAUAGGAAUCGCCUGCAAGUGCACCCAAAAACAACAACUCGAUCACCACUGCCAACAGCCCCAAGAAAAUCCCCCCUCCUCCCCCGUCGCAGAACCACAGAAGCACCAGUGGUGGAGUCCACCCACGAGGAGGCAGCUACUGAGGGGAACCCAGCUCCAGAGGAGACCGAAGUUACUGAAGGAGCAUUGCCCGAGACCAGUACUGCUGCUAGCAGUAAACACGAAGAAGUCAGAGCUCGCACUGGAUUACUAGCUCCCAGGCGCAGGAUAGCACCCAGACGCCCAGGACAAAUCAUCGGCCGUGAAUGAUUUUACUAAUUAUGAAGUAAUGGAGCAGUCAA
Molecule: messenger RNA, 2816 nt
Organism: Diachasma alloeum
Lineage: Eukaryota; Metazoa; Arthropoda; Insecta; Hymenoptera; Braconidae
Product: mucin-5AC
Exons: 6
Coding region: 1-2784 (927 amino acids)
Source: RefSeq, a predicted model, not a curated record